GUUCGACUUUGUGAUGGAGCGAUAAUUGUAGUUGAUGUUGUAGAAGGCGUGUGCCCACAAGUUCAGUUCGAUAAUAUAAUUUUCUUCCUUUCAGACACGCACAAUCGUUUAGUUACAGAACUGAAGCUUUCUCCUCUACAGGCUUAUGAUAGGCUUUUACAGACAGUCGAGCAAGUCAAUUCCAUCCUUGCUGAAAUGUUUGCAGCCGAGAUAUUGCAAAAGAAUUAUUAUAGGGCGCAGCACAAAAUUCGGCCUGAUGCAAAUAAAAAUACUCAAAUGUCUAAUAUUAGUUCUGUUAUACCUGAGGAUUUUAGUAGCAUAGAGAAGCCACUGUUGGUUUAUGACUGGGUGGCUUCUUCGGAAAAAACCGUUGACUCUGACUUAUAUUUCAACCCUAGUCGUGGCAAUGUCAUUUUUUCGUCAGCUAUAGACACUUGGGGAUUCCGGUUGGUUGACUUCGCUCGUAUAUGGGCUGAUCGUCUUGGAAUACAAUUAGAAGAAUUGAAGCUUGCUCUUUGGGGUGAUUGGUAUCUUACAUCUGAAAAGUCUGGAGUUACAUCAAAAGAUCUUUCUGGGGGAGAACAAAGUGGCUCGGAAGUACAUGUUAUCAAGAAUGGUGCACGCUCUAAAGGGAAAAAACCCAUUUUUGUCCAACUUGUUCUCGAGCAAUUAUGGUCAAGUUACGAGGUAAGAUACAAUGCUUUACUCCUACCCUGCCAUUGUUCACUCGUUUUUAUGUUAUUGUCUUGCUAG
Molecule: messenger RNA, 753 nt
Organism: Protopolystoma xenopodis
Lineage: Eukaryota; Metazoa; Platyhelminthes; Monogenea; Polystomatidea; Polystomatidae
Source: the annotation of a GenBank genome assembly